This is a messenger RNA of Durio zibethinus, 2130 nucleotides long. RefSeq names its product AT-hook motif nuclear-localized protein 8-like. Gene Ontology annotation, molecular function: minor groove of adenine-thymine-rich DNA binding. NCBI's taxonomy places the organism in Eukaryota, Viridiplantae, Streptophyta, Magnoliopsida, Malvales, Malvaceae. The record is from RefSeq and is a predicted model, not a curated record.
UGUACAACGUCCUUUUGAGUUCCACUUCGUCAGUUCUCAAAGUAGAUAACUCACACAAUACAACUCUUUUGACUUAUCAGCUAUCUUUUCUCUCACAGUUCCGCUCCAGUUAAAACUUGCACCACAUUACACUUCUUUUACUUUUCAUUUUUCCCAUUUUUGUUUUGAAACUAAGAAAAAAGCAAAGGAAGAUGGAGUCCAGAGAAUUACACGUUCCGGCAGCAGCGACAGGGGGAUUACAGGUGCAACAACCGCAACAGAUGGUAAUGGGACCCCCAUCUUCAUCGUACCCUUCGAACUCCGCCUUGAUCAGCACUAAUCCAAUGGCUAAUAUCCCUCCUCCUUCCACUCCACGUUUUCCUUUCAACUCCUUAGCUUCGCAGUCGCCACAGCAUCAUCAGCAUCAUCAUCUGCAACCCAAGCCUCUGGAUUCGUUAAACUCCGUCGGCUUUGAUGGAUCGCCGCAGUUUCAGUACAACACGGAGCCGGCCAUGAAGAAGAAGCGAGGUAGGCCUAGAAAAUAUGCUCCUGAUGGUAACAUUGCUCUUUUACAAUUGGCACCCACCACCCCAAAUGCCUCUAACUCGGCAAAUCACGGUGGUGCGGAUUCUGUCGGUUUAGGAAGCAGUAGUGGCGGUGGUGCUGCGUCAGAGCCGCUUGCUAAAAGGAACCGUGGAAGGCCACCUGGUUCUGGAAAAAGACAGAUGGAUGCAUUAGGUGGAGUUGGAGGGGUGGGAUUUACUCCUCAUGUGAUCACAGUGAAAGCCGGCGAGGACAUAGCAUCAAAGAUUAUGGCUUUUUCACAGCAAGGACCACGCACAGUCUGUAUUCUCUCUGCAAAUGGCGCCAUUUGUAAUGUUACACUCCGCCAACCCGCAAUGUCUGGUGGUACAGUGACAUAUGAGGGCCGAUUUGAAAUUAUUUCUCUAUCAGGUUCCUUCUUGUUUUCUGAAAAUAAUGGUAGUCGCAGCAGGACCGGUGGAUUAAGUGUCUCCUUGGCUGGGUCUGACGGUCAAGUAUUAGGUGGUGGAGUUGUAGGGAUGCUGCAGGCAGCAUCAACAGUUCAGGUCAUUGUUGGCAGCUUUAUUGUGGAUGGGAAAAAACCGAACUCAGAUGUUUUUAAAACUGGACCAUCUUCCCUUCUAGCACCAAAUAUGCUGAGUUUUGGGGCUCCAGGAACAACAGUAAUUCAGCUCCAUCUAUUCAUAAUAACAAUAUGCAAAUGUACUCGCUUUGGACUGGCCACACUCCACAAUGAAGAUGCUUCUAAAUUAACAGUAGAGCGUUUUGGGCAUCAACUUGGUGAUUGGUCUUGCAUAACAAUUAGUGAAUUCCAAAUGCUAACAUGCAUUAAAGAAUAGAAAUGGCAGAGAAUAAUUUUUCUUGUAGAUCAAGUUUUUUGUUCUUUCUGCUUUAGUAGUUUUCAAGUAUUCUUCACCUCAUCGAAAAAUGGCUGCUGAGAACAUUCCACUUAUUUCUCAGAAUCUCAAUAUUACUUUUUCCAGUAUUGUUUCUCUAGUGGUUGCUGUUGUUAGGUUUCAGAUGUAAAACUCGUUUUAAGGAUAUGAAUAUCAUAGGAGUUGUCAUAGUUUUGAGUGAGACUUGUUGCCACCACCAUUUCGGGAGCCAUGACUACAUAACAUAUGGAGACCCAUAUCCAAUCUACAGGGUAUAUUAUGUAUUUUGAUCCAAAGGUUUCAUGGAUUUGUCUUAUAAAAGUUAUUUAACAAGUUUGGAUUUAAAUUUCUAUUUAUAUAUAUCAUAAAUUUUUAGAAUAUAUCGAUAUGGGAUUGGAGUGUUAUCAAUGAUGUAAGCUGUUGAAUCGUUUGUUGAUCUCAAGUAUUCAUUCAUUAAAGUCAUUUCAAUGUGUCUCGAUUGUUGUACACUUCUCUAAUAUGAUAAAGUUUACAAUAAGAAAUUGAUCAAUCCCUACUUUAAUGCACAAAAUUAAUUAAAGCAAGCAUUGCGUUUGCUUAUGGAAAAACUGGACAUUGCCACUCGGUCCAAUUAACAUCACAGCUCAAGCAUACCUGUUCUUAUUUUCAAACCAGUCUCAUGUCACCAACCAUAAAGUUGGGCGGCUCCUAACGCAUGUUGCAAGUUGUAUAUGAUUUUCAAUUUUCAAACCUU